Messenger RNA from Penicillium crustosum, 258 nucleotides. RefSeq lists its product as uncharacterized. Lineage: Eukaryota; Fungi; Ascomycota; Eurotiomycetes; Eurotiales; Aspergillaceae. The transcript has a single exon. The record is from RefSeq and is a predicted model, not a curated record. Bases 1 to 258 code for a protein of 85 amino acids.
AUGGGAAGGGUGUGCCCCCUCGACCCCCCGUGCUGGCCCACUUCGAGCCCGACGGCGGCCAAGCCAUCCAGCGAACUGGCCAGUACCCCAAUUCUCCCAAAUGCCCACUUCUCCAAGGUGCCGUCUCCCAGUCCCUCGCCCAUGGUCUCUGAGCCAACUGGCCAGCAGACUUGCCGCUCAGAUACGGGCCCGAUGCCCGUCAUCCGGCUCCCCCUCCAAGCGCCCGGCGCUGCCGGAACAAUUGAUGGGGAGGUGUAA